UGUUCUUUAGCUGCACUAAAGCUGACUGAGACAGUGACCCAGGACACACAGUUCAGGAUGUCAAUAAUCCUGACACUGAAGUGAAGUGUGGCUUCAUAGUAAAUACUUCAUGACCGUAUACUUUCAAAUGUGUACAUGAUUAAGUCCACUUUCCGGAGCCAUUCCUUGAUAGGGCGUAAUUGGGUUGCAAGACUUCAAAAACACUUCAACCAACGCCUAGAAGGUGUAAAAAAAAAAAAAAAAAAAAAAAACCUAACGUGAGAAACUGUUCCGGUUUGUAAUGCAGUAAAGAACACUAACCUGAUAUUCAGCUUUGUGUAUAAUCACGUAAAAGGGCGUAGAACCCGUUAAAGAAAGAAAAAAAAAAAUCAAAACAAUGACCACUAAGUCUGUCUCAGUCACCAACUUACCAUACUGGGAAAGUGGCAAAAGGAGAAUUCGAUUCUUGUAUCUAGUCGGUGACGAUUCCUUUCAAGUGACCAAGCCAAGUACAAAUGAGGUACCAGCGAUCCCUCUGUUUCUUGGAGCUGAUCUCUUUUUGAACACGGACGUCCGCACCGAGAACCAUCCCAGGUACCACGCCAAGUUUGCAAAAAGGGGACUGGCGACCAAACUGGCGUUCUCCUCAGACCUCAGGUUCCAAGGCUUACGAGUCCCUUGUUCCAGUAACAGUUUGUGGUUCUACGGUGUUCACGGGGUUUUUCGAGUCGCCUUUGAGCUUUACAGCAGACAAGAGCAGCUGUCAGUCUUGGAGUCGUUUCAGGAUCUGUGGAAAUCUCGGAUCGACGAUGAUCAACUGAACUCGGUGUACAACAUUGGAAUCCAGCUCGACACGAAACCACCAAAACCCAGUGAUCAAGAGAAACCAGUGGGAGUUAAUCAUUUAUCUAGUGAUAUAUCUGUAUCUACUGAGGACCAUUUAAGCUCUCAGGAGACAGUGGAAGACUUGGAGGAAAUGACCUUAGAGUCAACAUCUGGUCAAGGAGAUACUUCCUUUUCUGCAGACCAUGAUUACUGCUCCCUGGCUGAACCAGUGGAGUCGAAACACUUUAGCGUACUGACAGAGAGACUUUAUAGCCUAGGAAACAAGGUGAAACGCACAUCAAUUGUGGACAAGAACCAAGAAGAGACCAUUUUGAAACUUCUGGAUUAUGUUGAUUAUUGGAUUGAUGGACAGGUAGAUGAGGAAAAACUGGCAGAAGCAGUGACGGUCUUGCUUCAAACUCAUUUUCAUGGUUAUUCCAUCUAUUCCAGUCCUUUACUACAGGCUGUGGCUAGCUGGCUGGGUCGACAGUUCCAUGAAGCCAACAGCAGUGUGAGUGACCAGGUGGAAGGAUUUAAGAUAAGAAAUAUUGAACACAUUAAAGACCUGCCUCCAGCAGAAGAUCUAGCAACCGAGCUCUUCCCUGAGGCCAUGAGGAACCUGCUGAUACACUGGAUGGGCCUCAGCGAAGAAGCAGCAACAUGGAAAAGGCUCAGUGAAUAUCCCAUUGUUUUGCUCAUACUGGAGUUUGCCAACCAUAACCUCAUCACAGGUGUGGCUCAUGUCUUGUAUUCCAGUCUAAUAUGCAGGUAGAGAGACAUUAUUGUAGUGCCGUUUGGUAUCUCCCAAAUCUGAGCUGCUUAGAAUUCCUGCUUCACUUUACAGACACUUGGCCUAAUACUUAACUUUUAACCACAGUUUAUCCCAGUUGAGGACCAACAUGAGCGUCCUCCAAAUAAUGCGAAGCUAACAUCUUUCCAAAACAAAAAAGCCGCCAUCUUGAAGACGGGAUGGUUUUGCUUCAAACUCUUUUUCAUCUCUACUCCAUUCAUUUCAGUCCUUUGCUACAGGCUCUGUAUAGGCAAGCUGUCAGGUUAAGAUGUGCAUGAAGCCAAAAGCAGCACAAGUCACCAGUUGGACAGAUUUAAGACAUGAACACAUAUUAAGGACCUGUGGAGGAUAUGGAGACUGAGCUCCUCCCCGAAGAGGUGAAGAGGUGGUCACAUGUAAAGAGGAAUGCCAUCUUUCCCACCCAGAGAGCAAUUCCUUAGAUUUAUAUAGUGCUUUAUGGGCAGGAAAUCUCCUCAACCACCACUAGUGUGUAGCAUCCACGUGGAUGGUGUAACCAGUGAUGUAGCCUAUUCAGGGAUAGAUAUUAUUAGGGGGUCAUGAUAGUUAAGGUCCAACGGGGGAAUUUCGCCAGGACACCAGAGUUAUAACCCUACUCUUUACGAGAAGUCUCCUGGGAUUUUUAAUGACCACAGACAGUCAGGACCUCGAUUUUACAUCUCAUCCGAGAAAGCAGGGCCAUUGAUGUGGCAUUUGUGACGGUGGUGACUUGUGCUCUCGCACUUGCUUACAGUUGUGCAAUCAGGAGGUAACCUAGUGAUGCAUUUUAUUACACUUUAUGGCCAAUAGUUUGUGGACACCUGACCAUCACACCCAAAUGUGGUUCUUAGCCCAACCUGUUUCCACAAAGUUUGAAGCACACAGUUGUAAAGAAUGUCUUUGUAUGCUGUAGCAUAAUAGUUUUAUUCACUGGAACCAAGCCUGGUCCAGCAUGUAAGACUUGGUUCGCCUAGGUUGGAGUUGAAGAACUCGAGUUUCCUGCUAGGAGACCUGAUCUCAACUCUGAACCCCAGGCCUCCUCACCCACUAUCGAUGCCUGAUCUCACUAAUGCUCUUGUAGCUGAACGAACACAAAUCACCACAGCCAAGCGCCAAAAUCUAGUGGAAAGCCUUUCCAGGAUAGUGGAGGUUAUUAUUAAUUCUGUAAAGGGAUGUCCAAGAAGCACAUAAGGGUAUAAUGGUCAGAACCGUUUGGCCAUAUAUCAUACAAUUCUCUAAUUCACUGUUUUAGUUCAAUUAAAUUUAAGGUUUAAUUUAAAUCAAAUAACCAGUGCACAUGUCAGCUGUCAAACUCUGCUCAUGAUUGAGUCACGAACCACAUGAUGCUGAUUACAUCUGAUACAUCAGUGAUUCUGCAUUACCGUAUCACGUCGCAAUAUGAUUGUGUUUAUGCCUCUGACUAAACAUGCCUUUGAUCUGUGCUCCGACAGUGUGAUAAACAAAUUGAGAAGUG
Ictalurus punctatus (channel catfish) is the source of this 3065-nucleotide messenger RNA. RefSeq lists its product as uncharacterized. NCBI's taxonomy places the organism in Eukaryota, Metazoa, Chordata, Actinopteri, Siluriformes, Ictaluridae. The transcript is spliced from 5 exons. The record is from RefSeq and is a predicted model, not a curated record. The coding region runs from base 377 to 1576 and encodes 399 amino acids.